UGGGCACUGGUGGGUGGCACUGGUGGGCACAGGUGGGUGGCACUGGUGGGCACAUGUGUGUGGCACUGCUGAGUGGCACAGGUGUGUGGCACUGCUGGGUGGCACAGGUGGGUGCACUGCUGGGCACAGGUGGACACACUGCUAGGCAUAGGUGGGUGCACUGCUGGGCACAGGGGGGCGGAACUGGUGGGUGGUACUGCUAGGCAGCGAUCAUCAGGGCACUGAUCAUCAGUGCCCUGAUGAUCGGUGCCGAUCCCUGCUCUGACAACUGCUGAUUCUCGGCAGUACUUUCCUCACGCUCUGACAACGUGAGGAAAGUGCAGCCGAGAACCGACAAUUGCAU
Messenger RNA from Staurois parvus, 343 nucleotides. NCBI's taxonomy places the organism in Eukaryota, Metazoa, Chordata, Amphibia, Anura, Ranidae. The record is from the annotation of a GenBank genome assembly.